Molecule: messenger RNA, 3064 nt
Organism: Malurus melanocephalus (red-backed fairy wren)
Lineage: Eukaryota; Metazoa; Chordata; Aves; Passeriformes; Maluridae
Gene: ZNF687
Product: zinc finger protein 687
Exons: 5
Source: RefSeq, a predicted model, not a curated record
UCUCCUGUCCCAUUUUCCCGCAGCUUCCCGCCACCCCCCAGCCAUGGGGGACAUGAAAACGCCGGACUUUGACGACCUCCUGGCCGCCUUCGACAUCCCCGACAUCGACGCCAACGAGGCCAUCCAUUCUCACCACGAGGAGCCCGAAUCCCACRGCAAACCCCAAAUCCCGGGCGAGCCGGGGGCGGCCGGCCCCGAGCACGUCCUGCCCCACCCCGACAUCUCGGCCGUCAGCGUCAUCGUCAAGAACACCGUGUGUCCGGAGCAGCUGGACAGCCUGGACGCCCGCGCCAAGGACGGCCACGCCAUCGCCCCCAGGCUGCUCCAGAACGGCUUCGGGGCCACCACCGAUGGCCCCAGAUCGCCCAAUCCCCGCGGGGCCGAGCCCAGCGCCAACGGGGAGUGCUGGGCCAAGGAGAAAAACCCCAAAACUUUGGAUYUGUUCUCGCACUUCAGCCCCGAGCCCGGCGAGGACGGCGCCAACCUGAUCGACCGCUCGCGGGAAUGCAAAGCCAAGGAGAAAUCGCUGGCCGUGCCCUCACUGGCCCCGUCCCCCACGCCCUCCCUGGACUGCAAAGAGCCCGUGGCAGUGGCUGGGGAUGGCCUGGACCCGCCUUUCCCGCCGCCCUUCCCGGCCGGAGCCGCUGCCGGGUCCCACCCUGGCGUUCCCCGCAUUAAAAAGGAGGAAUCGGACCCCGAGGAGGCGGCGCCGCCCCGAGGAGGCUCCAGCCCCAAGGGCUUGGCCGUGAGCCUCGGCACCAACCCSCUGGAGCACCUGAAAUCCGUCACCGUCCGCUACUCCGGCCGCGAUUCUCCGGCCUGGCCGGGCUCGGACGCGGCGCCGGACGGCGGCGCUGGGAACACGGCCGAGCUCAAACGCUCCCCRGACAGCCCGGGAAUCGCCAUCCCCCCUUCUCCCAAAAGCCUCUCCACAAAGGAGGAGCGGGAAAUGCUGGGAAAAUCCACCGGGAGCCCUGCGAGCGCUUCCAGCGGUGACGAGGAGGAGGAGGAGGAGGCRGAGGAGGAAAGCACCAACUCGCCMAGCUCCAGCUCCUCRCGGCCGCUCAAAGUCCGCAUCAAAACCAUCAAAACCUCCUGCGGCAGCAUCACCAGGACGGUCACCAGGGUGUCCUCGGACUCGGAGCCCGGCUGUGCCAAAGCGGCGGCGGCCGAGAGCUCCCAGGAAGCGUCCCCGGAGCGUCCCAAGGACAAAGCGGAGCCCCCCGGCGCGCUGAAGAGCCCGGAGCGGCCCCCGAUGGUCGGCGUGCAGCCGGGCACUGGUGCCAAGCUCAAGGGCGCCGUGCUGCCCGUGGGCACCGUGCAGAGCGCCAGCAGCGCCAUGCUGAUCGCCGCCAGCGUGGCCCAGCAGAAAUCGGGCGUCCUGCCGGCCAAAAGCAGCAARGCCGUGGCCAAGAACAUCCUGAGCCUGGUGCCACAGCCGCUGCCCAAGGCCGACGGCCGCGCUAACGGCGGCGCCGUCACCGCCCUCAAGAACGGCGCGGCCAAAGCGGCGCCCGGCACCGCCGGCACCGUCAUCUCGCGCAGCCAGUCCAGCCUGGUGGAGGCCUUCAACCGCAUCCUCAACAGCAAGAACCUGCUGCCCACCUACAAACCCAACCUGAGCCCGCCGGCCGAGUCCAGCCUGGCGCUGCCGCCGCUGGGCUUCCGCUGCCUGGAGUGCGGCGACGCCUUCGCGCUGGAGAAGAGCCUGGCGCGGCACUACGACCGGCGCAGCAUGCGCAUCGAGGUCACCUGCAGCCACUGCUGCAAGCGCCUGGUGUUCUUCAACAAGUGCAGCCUGCUGCUGCACGCCCGCGAGCACAAGGACAAGGGGCUGGUGAUGCAGUGCUCGCACCUGGUGAUGCGCCCCAUCGCCCUGGAGCAGAUGAUCGGCCAGCCCGACAUCACCCCGCUGGUGUCGCUGGCGCUGCCGGCCGCCAAGGUGGCACAGGAUGGCGGUUCCGGGGCGCAGGAGCUGCCCGUGCUGCCCCUGGGAUCGGGAUCGGGAUCGGGRUCRGAGCAGGGCAGCUACAGCUGYUUCCGMUGCYUGGAGUGCAAGGAGCAGUGCAAGGACAAGGCCGGGCUGGCCGCGCAUUUCCAGCAGGCGGCGGCGGCCGGAGGAGGCAGCACGGUGUGCUCGGCGUGCCCCAUGAUCCUGUCGAACCGCUGCAGUUUCAGCGCCCACCAGCGCAUGCACCGCAGCCGCCCGCCCCACGUGUGCCCCGAGUGCGGUGGCAAUUUCCUGCUGGCCAACUUCCAGGGCCACCUGCGGGAAUCCUGCCUGCACUUCUGCCGCAGGGUGGGAUACAGGUGUCCCAGCUGCUCCGUGGUGUUCGGCGGCGUCAAUUCCAUCAAAUCCCACAUCCAGAGUUCCCACUGCGAGGUUUUCCACAAAUGUCCCAUCUGCCCCAUGGCCUUCAAAUCCGCCCCCAGCGCCCACGCCCACGUCUACACCCAGCACCCGGGCUUCAGCAACCAGCAAUCCAAGUGAAUUUUACCUCCCAAAUCCCCAGAUUUUACCUCCCAAAUCCCAAAUUUCCCCUCCCAAAUCCCCAAAUUUCCCCUUCCCAAAUCCUAAACCACCUCCCAAACCCCAAAUUCCCCCUUCCCAAACUUUCUCUCCCGUUCCCAGAACACGCACCAGCCGCAGAAGUGCAAGGACGACUCCGCGGUGAAGCCGCCGGCGCUGCUGACGCCCAAAGCGGAGCCGCCGGAGCCGCUGGAGCCUCCGCUCGGCCGCAACUCGGAGGUGUCAUCGUCAUCCUCGGAGGAGGAGGAGGAGGAGGAGGCKCCGAGCUCGCCGGAGCUCCGCAGGGCCAAGCGCAGCCGCCUGGCGCGCAAAGCGGGCGGCAAAGCCAAGGGCAGCGGAUGGAGCUGCGGCAUCUGCCACUCGUGGUUCCCCGAGCGCGACGAGUACGUGGCGCACAUGAAGAAGGAGCACGGCAAGUCGGUGAAGAAGUUCCCGUGCCAUCUGUGCGAGCGUUCCUUCUGCUCGGCCCCGAGCCUGCGCCGGCACGUCCGCGUCAACCACGAGGGCAUCAAACGCGUCUAUCCCUGCAGGUGA